AUGGAGUGCAGCAGAUGUCACGGCAAGAAAUCCUCCUCGGACUUUCCCGCGCGGAUAGUCGGAUGCGAGCACCCGCCCACUGUCUGCUUGACUUGCCUGGACAAUCUCUUGCCCAAAGACAAGACCUUGUCAGGCAUGUGCCCUGAAUGUGGACAUUUCUUGUCCACCGCGGAGAUACAGAAAAUCAGGAGGCUCAUGAAGCAUUGUAACCGCGAGUGCGCGGUCUUUCGUGAUCUCGAUCUACUCAGCGCGAGAGAAGAAGAGGUCAAGAGGCAGGCCGAGCUGGGACUGGACUUGCCCCAGGAGGGCAGAGUGGAGGUCUCUGUGCUCGAUGGACGCCGGCUCACACUGUCCCUGUCGCGUAGAAUGCGGCUCAGCGAGGUGAAGGCAGAGAUCAGAAGAGGCUUACACGUGCCGGAAGGGAAGCAGCGCCUGCUUUUCAGAGGGCGAGACCUGACGGCAAGCCAUGAGGGAGAUCCGCACUGGAGUUCGUUGGGAGUGCCUUUUGGCGAGGUGAUCCAGCUCGUCAUCAUCAUGUAUGAGACAGAGUCCAACAGCCGGGCCAGUACCGUGAGGCGGCUCACCUUCGAGCUGAGCUGGACGGCUGUGCCCACGCGGCUCAGGUCUGGGAAGAUCACGACGCACCACCUGAAUGGCAGCUGCAUCCUGAUGGACAGCGCCUGCAGCGUACUCGGGGAGGUGGACUUCCAGAGGACGCGCUCGAGUGGAAUCAGCCACGGAGGACCGUCCUCCAUUAGGAACCCGCGGCAGCUCAUUACUGUUGACACAGCGGAGCUGCCGUGGAAUUGCCGAUACUUGUUCUUCACCCUCAGCGCCUUCAAACCUGGUGGGGUGACACUGGAAAGCUUUCAGGAUCCAUCGGUUCGCCUGAAGAAUGCCGUCACGAUGGAGCAGCUAGCGAGCUACAAUGCGAGUCGAUCUGGUCGCGAGGAGGCAGUCGUCCUAUGCUGUGCCGCCAAAGACCCGACCGGUGGUCAGUGGCGGGUGCUCGAGGUCGGAGUGCGGAGUGAUGGCAAUGCGAAGUCCUAUGGCGCCCUGCAUGCCACGGUCCGACAACUG
Messenger RNA from Symbiodinium natans, 1080 nucleotides. Lineage: Eukaryota; Dinophyceae; Suessiales; Symbiodiniaceae. The record is from the annotation of a GenBank genome assembly.